UUAUUGGAAUCUCCAGUUGUGCCAAUUGUUGAUUAACCCAUCCAACCCAAAAGCAACAGAAACCAUUAAAAAAAGGAGUCGAUCAAGACAGAUGACACAAAACUAGAAGAAAACAUAGUGUCAUGAAACCAACCACUCAAUCAAAAAUCCAAACAUUACCCAAAAAUUAAGACAUGGUAUUUAACACAAAAUUAGUAGUCUCAGUGGCCAAAGCAUCCGCUGAUGCGUGGCAAUACUUAGCUUGUUUGCCUGAAACAAUCAACAAUCAACAUUUACUGGAUCUUGUCUUGUGCUUUCCUCUUGAGCAGCUUGGUCGUUUUGCUCUUUGCUUUUGGUCCUUCUUUUGUGUUCCCUCUUCUCCUGAUUCUUAUUAUUUGUAUCAUUCUUAUAACCGUUCUGAUUCGUCUUCUUCUGAUUCUGAUUCUGAUUCUGUUCAUUUUAGACGCCGCUUCUAUCGCAAUGAUCCUCAGUACUCAGAUUGAUGUGUAUUCUUUUUUAGAAUUGUCAUGAGUUGACUCUUGUGAUCCGUGUAGAUUGUACUAACCCUUUUUGUUGAUCUGCUCAUCUUUUAUUGGAUUUGGAUCAUAUGUAUAGAAUUACGGGUACUCCUUUGCAAGAUUGUACCUCUUCGUGCCCUUGUUAUGGUGAUCUACUUGUGUGAUUGUUGAGGAGAUUAGAAAUACAAUAACAUCUUCAUGUUUUGGUACAGUUGUCGUCUUGUCGUGUCUGUAAUAUUUGCGCGUUUAAAUGUAGCUGGCAUGUUCUGUUUUUCUUUUGGAGGAUUAUUGCUGAUGUAUAUGUAUGAGAUUCGUGAUUGUUAGUUUAUUGUUGUAUCUUCCGAAUUAAAA
Molecule: messenger RNA, 848 nt
Organism: Daucus carota subsp. sativus
Lineage: Eukaryota; Viridiplantae; Streptophyta; Magnoliopsida; Apiales; Apiaceae
Exons: 1
Coding region: 174-482 (102 amino acids)
Source: RefSeq, a predicted model, not a curated record